Molecule: messenger RNA, 1100 nt
Organism: Prorocentrum cordatum
Lineage: Eukaryota; Dinophyceae; Prorocentrales; Prorocentraceae
Source: the annotation of a GenBank genome assembly
AGGCGGCUCGGCUCGACAGGCAGUCGCGACAGCACCUAGCGCGCGCGCGCGGCCAGUGAACCGCGGACCACCCCCCCCGGCGAAAUGGCGUUCGUCAAAGUCCUCAAGAACAAGGCCUACUUCAAGCGCUUCCAGGUGAAGAAGAGGCGCCGACGCGAGGGCAAGACGGACUUCCACGCUCGCUGCAAGAUGGUGCGGCAGGACAAGAACAAGUUCAACAACAAGAAGUACCGGCUCAUCGUUCGCAUCACCAACAGCAGGGUCAUUUGCCAGAUUGCCUACGCGACCAUCCGCGGUGACAUGAUCGUGGCCGCAGCAAGCAGCGACGAGCUCUCCAAGUACGGCGUCCCCGCCGGCUACAAGAACUACGCGGCCUGCUACUGCACGGGCCUGCUCGUUGCCCGCCGCGUGCUCAAGUCCAUGGGCCUCGACGAGACGUUCAAGGGCAAAGAGGAGAUCGACGGCGAGGAGUACCACGUCGAGGACGAGGAGAACGAGAGGCGGCCGCUGAAGUGCAUCUUGGACGUCGGCCUCCGGCGCACCUGCGCGGGCGCGCGCAUGUGGGGGGCGCUGAAGGGCGCCGUGGACGGCGGGCUCCACAUCCCGCACAGCACCAAGAACUUCCCCGGCUACAAGGCGCCCGACGAGAAGGGCCAGGACCCGGAGUACGACGCCGAGGCGCACAAGGACCGCAUCUUCGGCGGCCACGUCAAGGAGUACAUGGAGAUGCUGGCGGAGGAGGACCCGACAAAGUACGAGGCCCACUUCGCCAAGUACAUCGAGGCGGACAUCGACGCGGACAAGCUCGAGGACAUGUACAGCGAGGCCCACGACAAGAUCAAGGAGGACCCCGACCGCGAGGAGAAGGAGAAGAAGGACGUCAGCCACACGCACAAGGGCAACAAGGUCACCAGCUCGGACGGCACCGAGCACGUCCGCAGCGUGAAGCUGUCACUGAAGCAGCGCCGCGAGAAGGUGGCGGCGAAGAUCCAGGCCGCGCAGGCCCGCAUGCUGGCGGCGGAGGACUGAGAGGCCGCCGCGGGCGGGAGGGCGGCCGCGCCGACGGCGAGGGAGCCCGCAGGCGCGCUGCCGCGAGCGAA